CCUUUCCCUCUCAAAUCCAAAAAAACGACCAACCAAAAUUUUCCAAAUACCAUUUUUGCCAAAAAUAUGAAAUCAAGAACAAUUUCAUUAACUAUAUCUAUAGGCAUUGCCAUAAUGGCCAUUUUAGCAUCCAAAGCUCUAUUUGACACACAUCCUAGAGCCUUCAUGCACAAUGUUCUGCAUACAAUCAAAGCUAUAUCAUAUUCAGCUAUAACUUCCGUUUACAGCCACCACCACCAUCAUCAUCAUCACCACCAUCGAAAACCAUCUGAUACCAAAAAGAAAGUUGAUAUAUGCGACGAUUUCCCCAAAAAUAUACCUCCACCGGACACCGACACGACGUCCUAUCUCUGCGUCGAUAAGAAAGGCUGCUGCAAUUUCACGACCGUGCAAUCAGCCGUGGACGCAAUCGGAAACUUUAGCCAGAAAAGAAACGUGAUAUGGAUCAACUCUGGCAUGUACUAUGAAAAAGUGGUGAUUCCGAAGACUAAGCCAAAUAUCACGUUACAAGGACAAGGGUUCGACACGACAGCCAUAGCUUGGAACGAUACGGCCUACUCGGCUAACGGCACUUUUUAUUGUGCCACGGUCCAAGUUUUUGGUUCUCAGUUCGUCGCUAAGAACAUUAGUUUCAUGAACGUGGCUCCUAUACCGAAGCCUGGAGAUGUAGGAGCUCAGGCGGUGGCGAUAAGAAUCGGGGGAGAUCAAUCUGCGUUUUUGGGAUGUGGUUUCUUUGGAGCUCAAGACACUCUUCAUGACGAUAGAGGUCGUCAUUACUUCAAGAAUUGCUACAUUCAAGGCUCCAUUGACUUCAUCUUCGGCAACGCUAAAUCUCUCUACCAGGACUGUCAAAUAAUAUCAAUGGCGAACCAAGUGAGCCCAGGGUCAAAGUCGGUCAACGGAGCCGUGACUGCUAAUGGCCGUAACUCAAAGGAUGAGAACAGUGGCUUUGCCUUCGUCAACUGCACAAUAGGCGGCACUGGACAUGUGUGGCUAGGUCGUGCAUGGAGACCUUACUCACGUGUCAUCUUUGUUUCCACUUAUAUGACCGAUGUCAUAGCACCCGAAGGCUGGAACAACUUCAACGAUCCCUCUAGAGAUGCGACAAUAUUCUAUGGAGAGUAUAAUUGUUCGGGACCAGGAGCUGAUGUUUCGAAAAGGGCACCGUAUGUUCAGAAGCUGAAUGACACUCAAGUUGCUCAGUUCAUUAACAUGACUUUUAUUGAUGGAGACCAGUGGUUACAAUUAUCUGAUCUUUAAUUAGAUAAUUGUAAAGAUAAUUUAUUGAUGGAGACCAGUGGUUACAAUUAUCUAACUUUAUUGUUUAUAACAGUACAGUAACAAAUUGUGUUUACGGGAUUGAAAUAAUAAU
This is a messenger RNA of Brassica oleracea var. oleracea, 1372 nucleotides long. Its product is annotated as probable pectinesterase 8. The transcript has 5 exons. The record is from RefSeq and is a predicted model, not a curated record. Lineage: Eukaryota; Viridiplantae; Streptophyta; Magnoliopsida; Brassicales; Brassicaceae. Gene Ontology annotation, biological process: cell wall modification. Bases 67 to 1260 code for a protein of 397 amino acids. Gene Ontology annotation, molecular function: pectinesterase activity.